AUGCUGCCUCGUCGCAGUAUACUUCAGACUGCGAUUCGACCACAAUGGACACGUCGAACCUCACCGAGCUGCAGCGCGCACGGUCGUCGUCGUCGUCGUCUACUAAUGACGCUUGCUGUAGAAACAUCCUGCGAUGAUACCUCGGUCGCCAUCGUGGAAAAGGGCGUGCACGACGGCAACACCGUCGCGAGACUGCAUUUUCACAAGAAAGUCACAUCGAACAACACCGAGUUCCAGGGUGUGCAUCCACUCUUGACGCUCAAAUCCCACCAGGAGAACCUAGCGCAGCUGAUAGCAGAGGCAAUCGAGCAUCUGCCAAACCAUGGAGGAGGCCGUAGACUGCCAGACUUUGUGUCUGUGACUCGAGGCCCUGGCAUGCGCUCGAAUCUAUUCACUGGACUGGACACAGCCAAAGGCCUGGCAGUGGCCUGGGAGAAACCGCUUGUCGGCGUACACCACAUGCAAGCCCACGCUCUAACGCCCCGCCUCGUCGCCGCCCUCGAAGCCUGCAAUGCCACCCUUGGCGAAGCAGACCCAAGUCGAAAGCCUCUUGUCAAUGGGAACGGUGCGCUGACACCAACAUUCCCCGUCCUCUCGGUCCUAGCCUCUGGCGGACACACCAUACUCAUCAACUCGACCUCCCUCACCGACCACAGCAUACUCGGCAGCACAGACGACAUCGCGGUGGGCGAAUGCCUAGACAAGGUCGCACGCGUAGUCCUCCCUCCGGAAGAGCUCCAACACGCAAAGAGCACCAUGUACGGCGCCCUCCUCGAGACCUUCGCCUUCCCACCGCGCGCCUACAGCUCCAUCCCGCCCGGGUCAAGAGGCGCGCAAUCCAAGCUCGCCGCACAAACUUACCUGGACGAACACGGCUACGUACACGACUGGUACACGCCCCCCACCAACAACGAAGUAGCCAUCUCACGCAGCAAAACUAAAUGGGGAUGGAGCAUAAACCAGCCCCUGACCAAGACAGGCGGCGGCAACAAGAUCAACACCAUGGGCAUGAGUUUCUCAGGCCUGAUGACUGCUGUGGAGCGCCUUGUACGCUACCCCACGGAUCCAGCGACAGGGAAACUGGCCAAGCAGCCGCGGACCCCUGAAGAAGUCAGUCUUGAAGAGCGGCGAGAUAUAGCACUGGGAGUCAUGCGCGCAGCAUUCGAGCACAUCGCGUCCCGCGUCGUGCUCGCCUUGCAAUCCCCCACCCCAACCGCCUCAACCGUCGACAGCACGAAUAAGAAGCCAGCGGUCGUCAUGGCCGGCGGCGUCGCCUCAAACGCGUUCCUCAGACACGUCCUUGCUAGCACGCUGUGUGCGCAUGGAUUUGGGGAAGUGGAGUUGUUCUUCCCGCCGCCGAAGUACUGCACGGACAAUGCGGCCAUGAUUGGCUGGACGGGGAUUGAGAUGUUUGAGGCUGGGUAUACGGAUCAGUUGGGUAUUCGGGCGAUACGGAAGUGGCCGCUGGAUGAGCUGCUGUCGCCGGUGGAUGACGGGAAGAUGUGA
This is a messenger RNA of Macroventuria anomochaeta, 1506 nucleotides long. RefSeq lists its product as uncharacterized. Lineage: Eukaryota; Fungi; Ascomycota; Dothideomycetes; Pleosporales; Didymellaceae. Bases 1 to 1506 code for a protein of 501 amino acids. The transcript is spliced from 2 exons. Gene Ontology annotation, cellular component: mitochondrion. The record is from RefSeq and is a predicted model, not a curated record. Gene Ontology annotation, biological process: mitochondrial tRNA threonylcarbamoyladenosine modification.